Molecule: messenger RNA, 1990 nt
Organism: Gadus chalcogrammus (walleye pollock)
Lineage: Eukaryota; Metazoa; Chordata; Actinopteri; Gadiformes; Gadidae
Gene: zbtb45
Product: zinc finger and BTB domain containing 45
Exons: 3
Coding region: 341-1654 (437 amino acids)
Biological process (GO): regulation of transcription by RNA polymerase II
Molecular function (GO): RNA polymerase II cis-regulatory region sequence-specific DNA binding; protein binding; DNA-binding transcription factor activity, RNA polymerase II-specific
Source: RefSeq, a predicted model, not a curated record
GAGAGAGAAAGAAAGAGAGUUGCUCGCUGGCUGUCAUUCUUUGUUUACAAUGCAUGCACUUCCACCUGCGAAAACACUAACCAUCGACCAGCCACAGCACACCACAGAAGAGACUGACUGAGCGAACCCGCCUGAGAGAGAGAGAGACCGAGAGGAAGACGCUUCUUCUCCCCGAGGCGUCCCCCGCCUCAUGCCUGUCUAAAGAGGAGACCGCGGCCCCACCGUGGCCCAUGAACUGUCCCAGUUUCCCUCCCUGCCGCCCACCUCCUCCCUCAAGCUGACGCAGAACCCCAGACACCUGCCCCCCCUCUCCAACCCUCACCCCCACUCCCACCCCAACAUGGUGUCGGGCACGGAGACGGUGCACUACAUCCACCUGCACAACUCCAGCCAGUCGGUGCUGGAGGCCCUGCGCACGCAGCGGCGCGAGGGCCUGUUCUGCGACGUCACGGUGCGCAUCCACGACGCGUCGCUGCGCGCGCACGCCUGCGUGCUGGCCGCCGGCAGCCCCUUCUUCCAGGACAAGCUGCUGCUGGGCCACUCGGAGAUCUCUGUGCCGCCGCUGGUGCCGGCGGAGACGGUGAAGCAGCUGGUGGACUUCAUGUACAGCGGCUCCCUGGUGGUGCUGCAGUCGCAGGCGCUCUGCAUCCUCACGGCCGCCAGCAUCCUGCAGAUCAAGACGGUGAUCGACGAGUGCACGCAGAUCAUCUCCCAGAGGAAGGCGGCGGCGGCAGCGGCCGGGGCGGCGGCGGCGGCGGCUGCCGCUGCGGCGGCGGCUGCCGCUGCGGCAGGGGACGCCAUGCUUGGGGGGAUCCACCCCAAGCAGGAAGAGCGCGGAGGGGGGGCCGGUGGCGGGGGGAAGGGGCGGGACGGCGGGGGGAGCUGCGCCGGCGGCGGGAGCGGGUACCCGACGUUCUCUAACUUCAUGGCGGAGUGCGCCGCGAGCAACAUGGGGGGCGGGGGCGGGGGCAUCGCGGUCAGCGAGAGCGGCGGCGGCAUGGAGGCCAACGCCGUGGGGCUGCUGGGGCUGGGGGACAUGGGCCCCGGGGGGAUGCUGGGAGGGGGGGGAGGAGGAGACCCCCUGGGGGGCGGCGGCGGUGGCGGAGGAGGAGGAGGGGGCGGGGGCGCGGUCCUCAUGAAGCAGAGCCCCGGCUGCGCGCAGGACGUCCGCUACAAGCUGCGCGACCUGCUGGCGCAGACGGCCAACGGCGCCAGCAGCACGGGCAGCCUGUCGGCUAGCUGCAGCUCCGGGGUGGGCAGCGUGGACAGCGUGGGGCGGGCGGGGGCGGAGCUGGGGGACGACCUGGUGAACAUGGAGCGCUACAGCGAGGAGGAGGAGCUGCUGGAGGACCGCGGCGAGCGUGGGCGCGACGGCGAGCGAGACGUGCGGGGCGCCGGGCACAGCCGCAAGCAGAGGCAGCCGCUCCGACUCCAGGUGAUGGGAGGAGAGGGUGUGGUGGUGAAGGAUGAAAGCGUCCAGGAUGCGGACGGCAGCGUCUACGCUCUGCAGGGCCGUAGGCAGGACGGAGAGGACGAGGGGAACCAGGACUCCAUGACCAGCUUCGGACAGGUGGGCCCACGCAUCUCCUCCAUAUCCCCACCCUCCUCUCCCCCGUACCUAACCGUAGCCCUAACCCUGACCCUCAUGAAGUGAUACGCUCCACAUCUCCAGAGCAAUUACUUAUCAGGUCAUUUCACGCUUUUCUUACUAAAUCAAUAACUUUGAUCUCCUAAAUUAUAAAUGAAAACCUUCGUCGUUAGGUAAUUAAGUAGUGAAUUGCUAAUAGUUGUAUUGGAGAGUCAAUUUGAGUAUUGAUUUCCUCCGAAAGAGUCAAUGUCAAGAUGUGUUUCAACUCUAACUUGUAUUUGUAUCAGACAGUAACUGUGAUUUGCAGAGCAGCUCAACACAUUUAUGGGUAAAUAUUCAAGUGGCCCAUUCCACCGAAAUAUUUAUGUUGUACAUUACAGAGUGUCUUUGAUUCUAUCGGCA